UGCGACAGCAAACCUUUGAAUCAAGAUGAUCCAAUUAAAGACGAUGCUUAAUUGCAUCGAUAAUUCCGGCGCCGCCGUCGUCGAAUGUGUCAAGGUCCUCCGAAUGAAGAGACAUGCGAAGAUUGGCGAUCGCAUUAUCGUUGUCGUUCAAAAGCAGCGCAAUUUCGGUCCGGAGUCGGGUCCAGGCAGUGGCAGCGUAUCGACAUCUGCCGCCAACAAGGUUCGCCGUGGAGAUAUGAGACACGCCGUUGUCGUGCGCACAAAGAAGAAGCUGCAAAGGCCAGAUGGAAGUGUAGUGAAGUUCGACGACAAUGCCUGCGUCCUGAUCAGCAAGACCGGAGACCCCAUUGGGACCAGAUUGAACGGUAUUGUCGGCACUGAAUUGAAGAAGAUGAAGUGGUCGAAGAUCUUAUCACUGGCACCAAUGCAUCUAUGAACAAAUUGGGGUUAUAUCAGAAUGUACUCAUACUGUAUAAAGAGGUAGACGGGUCACGGCGUUACACAUGCGAUAAUCAUUAAAACCUCUCGAAGAGGUCAACAACUAUUGUUCUCCAAUCAUUUUAUUACGGCCUCUCAA
Pseudogymnoascus verrucosus is the source of this 577-nucleotide messenger RNA. RefSeq lists its product as uncharacterized. NCBI's taxonomy places the organism in Eukaryota, Fungi, Ascomycota, Leotiomycetes, Thelebolales, Thelebolaceae. The record is from RefSeq and is a predicted model, not a curated record. Gene Ontology annotation, cellular component: mitochondrial large ribosomal subunit; ribosome. Gene Ontology annotation, biological process: translation. Bases 26 to 436 code for a protein of 136 amino acids. Gene Ontology annotation, molecular function: large ribosomal subunit rRNA binding; structural constituent of ribosome. The transcript has 4 exons.